GGGUAUAGAGUGGGAUGGUGAUGGUGUGGUGUGCCUCUUUCCUCCUCUGCAGUGUUCUCAUCAGUAUGGGAGAGAGAGAGGCGCUCCUCUCAUCUGUAUUCAAAGUCAGUAGCACAACAGGAGCAGGAAGCAUAGUCUGUUAGCUUGCCUGUCCCCUACUGCUAAUAACACUGACUAACUAAUAACCCUGACUAACUAAUAACCCUGACUAACCAAUAACCCUGACUAACUAAUAACCCUGACUAACUAAUAACCCUGACUAACUAAUAACCCUGACUAACUAAUAACCCUGGCUGACUAAUAACCCCGACUGACUAAUAACCCUGACUGACUAAUAACCCUGACCAGCUAAUAACCCUGACUGACCAAGAACCCUGACUGACUGAUAACCUUGACUGACUAAUAACCCUGACUAGCUAAUAACCCUGACUGACUAAUAACCCUAUCUAGCUAAUAACCCUGACUGACUAAUAACCCUGACUGACUGAUAACCCUGACUAGCUAAUAACCCUGACUGGCUAAUAGCCCUGACUAACUAAUAACCCUGAAUGACUAAUAACACUGACUAACUAAUAACCCUGAAUGACUAAUAACCCUGACUGGCUGAUAACCCUGACUGACUAAUAACCCUGACUGACUAAUAACCCUGACUGACGGAUAACCCUGACUAACUUAUAACCCUGACUGACUAAUAACCCUGACUAGCUAAUAACCCUGACUGACGGAUAACCCUGACUAAUUUAUAACCCUGACUGACUAAUAACCCUGACUAGCUAAUAACCCUGACUGACUAAUAACCCUGACUAACUAAUAACCCUGACUGACUGAUAACCCUGACUGACUAAUAAUCCUGAAUGACUAAUAACCCUGACUAACUAAUAACACGUAUUCCUAGUUUAUAUGCCUAAAUCCCAAACUCUCAGCAGCUGCCCUUUUCCUCAUCAACUAUUCACAAUAACAGUAGAGACAGCGAAUCUUCCAGUAUGACCAGCUCCCCCAGUCAACGACUAGCCACAGCACUUCUCAGCUUUCUCAACUGAACAUUUAAGUCCUCUAGUAGUCCAGAGCCUUCAUUGAACUACUGAGCCAUCUGUGAUUCACUGGCAUGACUGAUUGUGUUUGCAUUUCACCAUGGGACAAGGGAUAGACUGGACACGGAGGGAAGAGGGAGAGAGAGAGAUUAGAGCAGAAGAAGUGAUGGCUGUAUAAUUAGCCCCAGCAGAAGGGGAUUUGUGCUUAAAUGGCUGCCCUAUAUUUCUACCCCUCCACCUCUCCUCUUCUCUCCUCCUCCUCUCCUCCUCCCCUCCCGCUCUUUACUCCUUCUCUCUCAAAGUGUCUGUGCUGCACUCUGGCUCCCUGAGCUAUUGACAGCUCGGUCGUGAUGAGGUUCAAUGCCGGGCACGUUGCAGAUCAGUCAGUCUUGGUUGAGGCAGAAGUGACAGACGGACUCAGAGCACUUUGGCUCGGCUCAGGUUGGCUCGGCUCAGGUUGGCUCGGCUCAGGUUGGCUCGGCUCAGGUUGGCUCGGCUCAGGUUGGCUCGGCUCAGGUUGGCUCAUCUUGGAUGGAACUGGACACUUGUUUCUGGCUGUGUAUAUGAUCUCUACCUGGACUUUACUGUACAUUGGCCUGUGUGCACUAUAGUAGGCUAAAUCCACACCUCGCCUCACAGCCUGCAUGUGAGUGUGUGCUGAAUCACUCCUGUGAGUGAUAGUACAUUGCAACAGAGCCAGAUCUUUUCGUGUGUGUGUGUAUCGGACAAGAACCUCUUGGAGUGAGUUUUCGGAGCGGUCUGCCUGCGUCUCUGUCGGGGUGCCUCUGGAUGUGUGUGUUUCUGUGAGUGUGGGAGCAGCCCGUUCCCUCAUGUCUGUGCAUGAGUUUCUGCUGGAAGGGGCAGGCGAGGUGCCCACCCGGAUCAUGAACAGACUGAGUGAGAUGAUCCAGAGCCUGGACAUCUCUGGCCUGGCCUCCCCUUUCACCCCCACAGCCAGCCGGACGGACUGGAAGUGGAACGAUGAGAUCAUGCAGCAGGAGAGCAGCCCCCUCUGUGCCAUCGACAUCACCCCUGACCUUAGGAAGAAGUUCGCCUUCCUCUUAGGGGGCCGAGGGCAGAACGGCAGCCCCAUCAUCGUGUUCCCAGAGUUCUCUGCUUUCGGAGAGAUUCAGGAGAGGGAGUUCCACAACGUGCUCACUUACUUGACCAACGUCCCCAGUCUGUCUGCAGCAGGAGUGGGUUUCAUUCUGGUCAUUGACCGACGGCAGGACCGAUGGGCUGCCGUCAAGGGGACCCUGCUCCGCAUCGCAGGUUCGUUCCCAGGGAACCUGCAGUUGGUUCUGGUAUUGAGGCCCACCACAUUAUUCCAGAGGACUCUAUCAGACAUCCUGUUCAAGUUCAACAAGGAUGAGUUCAAGAUGAAGGUGCCGGUGAUUAUGUUGAGUUCUGUGACUGAGCUUCACUCCUACAUAGACCAGACACAAUUGACUACUGAGCUGGGAGGAGCGCAGGAGUACUGCCACGAACAGUGGAUCUCACACCGUACCGACAUGGAGAGCUUUGCUUUGAUGGUGAAGAGAACAGCUCAGAUCCUGCAGUCGUUUGGGACAGAACUAGCAGAGACUGAACUACCCAAUGACAUCCAGGCUACUGCCAACUUACUGAGAUCACACACUGACAAGAAAGACAAGAUGAAGGAGGAUCUGCAGGUGGCUCUAGGACAGGGCAGCAGACUGUUGGAGAGUAUUAAUAAGCCAGUGGUCAGAGAUCCCGAACACAACAUGAACCAGGGCGAACUGGAGAACCUGGCCACCAUACAGAGACUGUUGUCCCAGUUGGAUGAGACAGAGCGGGCGUGUGAUGAGUUCUGGGGGACACACCAGGCCAAGCUGGAGCAAUGUCUGCAGCUCCGCCACUUUGAACACAACUUCAGAGAGAUGAGAUGUCUGCUGGACCAGGUGGCAGAUAGAUUGACAGUUUUCUCAGAGGUGGGAAUAAACCCUGCCCAUGCUGAUCACAUCUUCCGCGACCUGAACAGCCACGAGGAGAGAGUCUUAGAGGUAUUGGACGAAGCCCAAGCUUUGGCCCGUGAGGGUGACGAGUUGAUCCAGAGCUCUCACUACGCUGAGGACUCCAUUCAGCCCAAAUGCAGCGAGCUCCGAGCCGUGAGCAAGGAACUUAGUUCCACCCUGAGAGCAAGGAAAGAUCACCUACUCAGAGCUAUGGAGCUACACCACAACCUGGAGAGGGCUGCUAAGUGGUGUGGUGAUGGCCUCUACCUGCUGGCCUCCCAACCCGUGGACAAGUGUCAGUCACAUGAAGGGGCGGAGUCAGCGCUGCAGGAGAUGGAGCGUUACCUAGAUACGGCGGGACAGAACAAACUAACUGAUCCUAGCGCCAUCUACAGUGAUUACAAGACAGUGCUCAACCAGGACUUCAGGAACCAAGUAGAGAAAGUCUUUCAGAAGCAGGUGUCCGUGCAGGAGAUGUUUGAGAAGAGGAUGGUCAGUCUGAAGAAGCUGGCAGCCAAACAGACCAGGCCAGUCCAGCCUGUGGCCCCAAGGCCUGAAGCCUUCAUCAAGUCCCCACUCUCCUCGCCAGCAAAGAGAGUGCUGGAGAAGAGUUGCUCAGAGGGAGACUCUGUGAAUGGGGUCAGCUGUAGAACAGUGGAGGGCCAGCUACAGAGCAACAGAAGUACCUCACUGUCAGAGGAGGACGAGAACCUGGCCAUCCUCAGAAAACAUGUAAUGAAUGAGCUGCUGGAGACAGAAAGGGGGUACGUGGAGGAACUGCACUGUGUCCUACAGGGCUAUGCCUCAGAGAUGGACAAUCCAGCCAUGACCAGCCUCAUGCCCGCUCCUCUGCAGAACAAGAAAGAUGUGCUGUUUGGCAACAUGCCAGAGAUCUACACCUUCCACAAGAGGAUCUUUCUGGGGGAGUUAGAAGAGUACCAAGGCUGCCCGGAACUUGUGGGUCGUUGUUUUCUGAGGAGGAUGACAGACCUGCAGAUCUAUGAGAAGUAUUGUCAGAAUAAACCUCGCUCUGAAAGCUUGUGGAGACAGUGCUCCGACUGCACAUUCUUCCAGGAAUGUCAGAAGAAGCUGGAACAUAAACUGGGCUUGGAUUCCUAUCUCCUGAAACCGGUCCAGAGGAUUACCAAAUACCAGCUCCUGUUGAAGGAGCUGCUAAAGUACAGUAAGGGCUGUGAGGGGACAGAGGCCCUGCAGGAGGCGCUCACCUCUAUCCUGGGAAUCUUGAAGGCUGUCAAUGACUCCAUGCACCUCAUUGCUAUCACUGGAUACGAUGGUCACCUGGGUGACCUGGGCCGGCUGCUGAUGCAGGGGUCAUUCAGUGUGUGGACGGAACACAAGAAAGGUCACGCCAAGGUCAAGGACAUGGCCCGCUUCAAGCCUAUGCAGAGACACCUGUUCCUGCACGAGAAAGCCCUGCUCUUCUGUAAGAGACGCGAAGAGAACGGGGAGGGCUAUGAGAAAGCCCCCUCCUACAGCUUCAAACAGUCCCUUAGCAUGAGUGCUGUGGGCAUCACUGAGAAUGCCAAAGGUGACAACAAGAAGUUUGAGGUCUGGUGCAACUCACGAGAGGAGGUGUACAUUGUGCAGGCCCCGACGAAUGAGGUGAAAACGACGUGGGUGAACGAGAUCCGGAAGGUUCUGACAACACAGCUGGAGGCCUACAGAGAUCUCCCUGCAUGUCUUCCAGAAGCCAGCCAACAGAGGUCGUCAGACGGACUUUUCCAGUUCCCUCCUACCGCUGGAGAACCUGUCAGCCUCGGUUCAUUUAGAAGAGAGGAGAGGAGCAUGAAGGUGAAGAAGGGAGAACCCAGCAACCCUGACGCUAACUCCCCCCCAAAAACCAAAGACGAGGCAGUGACCAGUCCUACCUUAGACAGAGCAGCAGUAGCUAAAAAGCGUUUUACCUUGCAGGGCUUCAGCAACUUCAGCAAAGGUUCUGCCACAAGCCCUGACCAUAAAACCAAACGUCAUGAGAUAAAGAGUGAUCCCACUCCGUUCGGCUUCAAAGGAUGGACCAAGGGCUCUCUCUCAUUGGACGCCAACGAGGAGAAUGAUGGGUACUCUAGCACUGAAGAGCCCCUAACCUCAGACCCUGAGGACGAGGGGGGAAAGAAACUGUGUGCAGGGAAGUACACAGUGGUGUCUGACUAUGAGAAGUGUAGCGCCCAGGAUCUGUCAGUCAAGAGUGGUGAAACGGUUCAGCUGAUCAAAGAGGGAGAAGAUGGCCAGUGGUUUGUGAAGAAUCUGAAGACUAAGCAGGAGGUCUGGGUGGCUGCUGCCAACCUUUACACCCUGAUUGGAGAGUCCACGUCCUGCCAGUCUCUCACCAGCUCAGAGGGCAGUGGCUCAGGGAACCUCAGCACUUCAUCCAGCUGCUGUGAGACCAACACCAGCUCCUCUGACAUCAAGCCCUGAACCCUCCAACCUUCCCUGGCCACAUCAGGCCGCCCCUGGUUUCCGGAGCCGAACGCUACAGCACCAGCUGGUGGCUCCCCCAACAAAGCAGUACUUUCUCCCCCACCCAAAACCCAACUUUGCCUCUCCUUAUCCAGAGGCAAGCCCCUGGAUUAGGAUACUGGUCAGCCACUUCAAGAAAAUGCCAACUAAUGCCAGUGUUCCAGUGACCAGUCUAUAGAUAGUAGUGUCAUUGAUUAGAGAAUGGAUCUGGUGCCCUGGUGUAAUUGUAGAGACACAGUGCAGUGUUUGUAUUAAGAAGCUACAUUCAUCCAUCUAUCCAUUCAUCCACAGGAUGAGCAAGUGGAGUAUGAGGUCUAGGAUUGGUGACGGGUGAACUGUUCCUAGAUCUGAUCGUCAGCUAUGCAAGCAGACCUGGGGCAGGCUAAUAUCAAUGGCACUACGGCAGACAAAAUGCCAUGGACAAGAUGGAACCUGACAUAACCAAUAGAUUUUGAAUAACAUUCUAGAAUGAAUUAGAAUUCUAAUUCUUUGAAUCUGAUCAGGUGUCAGGGAUGACAUGGAUCGUGUUGACCCGGUCUUGUUGUACUGUAGGCCUGUGUCACUGUUACAAUUCUGUUGGUCCACAUCAUGGUUCCUUUGAUUGUCUAGAAAUAGACAAGACUCUUUUUUAUUUUUCAAAUAGAAAGUUAUUGUAAAUAAAAAGACUAUGAAUGCAAGUAUACCUUGUUUAGCUAUUCAGAUUGGUAACACUCAGAGCAACAGUCACCUCAAACAUGUGACCAUGGAAGUAACCAGUAUGACCUAUGGUAGUAGGCCUAUGACUAUCUUAUUGCCUGUUGGACAGCAAGGAGACACUGCAUUUGAAAGCUGAGGGAUGUGAAUGACUAGUUAUGUACUUUGAUAAAGAUGUUAUUCUACAUAUUUCUAUCUCUGUAAUGUAAUCUCUUUCUCCCUUGCUUGGCCUUCUUCCCUCUUGUCCUCUUAAUUAGCUUACCCUGUCCUGCAACAGUUUUGUAUGACUCAGAGUACAGGAGGCUGCUGAGGGAAGGACUACUCAUAAAUAGGCCUGGAAUGUAGUGAAUGGAAUAGUAUCAAAUGCAUGGAAACCAUUUAUUCCGUUCCAGCCAUUACUAUGAGCCUUGUCCUCCCCAUUUAAGGUGCCUCCAACCUCCUGUGAUUCAGACAGAGCAGUCACAGUAUUCACUGUUGGUUGUCCUCGUCAAUUAACUUUGAGAUCCCUUUUUCAUCCACUCCAACGGCUGUCCAGUCACACAUGUAUUAAACAUGACUUCGGAUGUAUGCUAGUCAUUUUACGGGGAUUUCUCCAUGUGUACUGUGAACUUUCCUCCUUUUGUUAAUAACUCAGAAUCCAGUGUAUAGUUUUAAAUUAUUUAUUGCUUUACAAUCAUUUAUAAAGAUAGUUUAUUACCUCACUAUUUUCUUUCAGAAAGUCUGUCAGCAUUGUCUGUUUUUUUAUAUUAAAAAGGACUUUGUGUCUGUGUUAACUA
Salvelinus fontinalis (brook trout) is the source of this 6951-nucleotide messenger RNA. RefSeq names its product guanine nucleotide exchange factor DBS-like. The coding region runs from base 1862 to 5440 and encodes 1192 amino acids. The record is from RefSeq and is a predicted model, not a curated record. Gene Ontology annotation, biological process: positive regulation of Rho protein signal transduction; intracellular signal transduction. The transcript has 32 exons. Lineage: Eukaryota; Metazoa; Chordata; Actinopteri; Salmoniformes; Salmonidae. Gene Ontology annotation, cellular component: cytoplasm; extrinsic component of membrane. Gene Ontology annotation, molecular function: guanyl-nucleotide exchange factor activity; protein binding.